Coffea eugenioides is the source of this 873-nucleotide messenger RNA. RefSeq names its product probable leucine-rich repeat receptor-like protein kinase At1g35710. Gene Ontology annotation, cellular component: plasma membrane. Gene Ontology annotation, biological process: hormone-mediated signaling pathway. Gene Ontology annotation, molecular function: protein binding. The record is from RefSeq and is a predicted model, not a curated record. The transcript is spliced from 2 exons. Lineage: Eukaryota; Viridiplantae; Streptophyta; Magnoliopsida; Gentianales; Rubiaceae. The coding region runs from base 1 to 873 and encodes 290 amino acids.
AUGGAUGUUGUAUGCAGCGGAGUUGUUCUUCUCAUGAUACUGCCUAUUGCACCAGUUGCAGUAGCAGCAGCAAAGGAGUCUGCUGUGAAUUUAUUGGAAGCUGAAGCACUGCGCAAGAGUGGCUGGUGGGGAGACAGUAGUGCUACUGCAACAAACAUCUCUGCCCACUGCCAGUGGCCUGGUAUCGUUUGCAACGAUGCUGGUAGUGUUACCGAAAUACUACCACCGUAUGACUACAAAAUUGGAGAUAAGCUGAGAAAUUUAAGCUUCUCUUCUUUUCCGAACCUGGUUAGACUGGAUCUCAGUGGAAAUGGUCUAUACGGAGCCAUCCCACAUCAAAUAGGUGCACUCUCCAAACUCACCUAUCUCAAUUUGUCUUCCAACAGAUUUCAAGGUGAGCUUCCAUCUUCUCUGAUAAACCUUACGCAACUAGCACAUCUCAAUGUUUCUUUCAACUGGAUUGACAGCUUAAUUCCUCCGGGUAUCGGUAAAUUGACAAAUUUGGUUACUCUAGACUUGAGCCACAAUUCUUUUGGGGGUCGCAUCCCUCCAACUCUUGGCCAAUUGUCCAAUUUAACUUUCCUCGACCUCAGUAAUAAUAUCCUCAGUGGAACAAUUCCUUCAGCUCUUUUUAAUUUGACAAAUCUUUUCCGGCUAUACAUUCACUCGAAUCCCUCAAUGGGAGGAUUUCUCCCAAAAGAAAUAGGAAAUUUGAAGAGUUUAGUUGAAUUAGACUUGAGUUACAGUGGAUUUUCUGGCAGUAUCCCUCCAACUCUUGGACAAUUGUCCAACCUUGACUCUCUUGACCUUAGCAAUAAUCACUUCAAUGGAACAAUUCCUUCAGUGUCCUUCCUUCAGCUCUUUGCGGCCUAA